This is a messenger RNA of Rana temporaria (common frog), 1543 nucleotides long. It is a transcript of the gene POMT2, whose product is annotated as protein O-mannosyltransferase 2. The transcript is spliced from 11 exons. The record is from RefSeq and is a predicted model, not a curated record. Bases 1 to 1134 code for a protein of 377 amino acids. Gene Ontology annotation, molecular function: dolichyl-phosphate-mannose-protein mannosyltransferase activity. Gene Ontology annotation, cellular component: endoplasmic reticulum. Gene Ontology annotation, biological process: protein O-linked glycosylation via mannose. NCBI's taxonomy places the organism in Eukaryota, Metazoa, Chordata, Amphibia, Anura, Ranidae.
AUGGAUGAGGCUCGCAGGCCGGAGAGGGGCCCCCGAGGGGAAGAGGAGAUGGGGGGACCCAGAGUUUGGCCGGUCCUGUCCGCCCUCAUCGCCCUGUCUACCAUUACCAGAUUCCACCGCCUGGGGGAGCCGCCACACGUCUGGACAGGCCGCAACCUACACAGCCACCAGCGUGAGGCGCCACUCACUAAGAAACACCUGCAGGUUACAGCGUAUGGAACGAAUGGAACCGGCGACACCAAUGAUUUCUGGAGAAUCGAGGUUUCUGGAGGGCGGAGCCCAGUAAAAGUUCUUCGCAGUCGCAUCCGACUUUUGCACCUAUCCACAGGCUGCGUCCUCGGCUCCUCUGCAAAGACGCUUCCCAAGUGGGGAUGGGAGCAGGGGGAGGUGACAUGCAGUCCCUAUUUACGGGAGAGCCCCAGCACCAUGUGGAAUGUGGAGGACCACGAGAACCAGCGAUUGCCAAAUAUCAGUGUCUCCAUCCUGAAGCCAUCGUUCCUGGAGAUCCUGUUGGAGUCGCACGUUGUCAUGGUGCGGGCAAACAGCGGUCUAAAACCUAAAGAGCAUGAGGUCACAUCAAAGCCGUGGCACUGGCCAAUCAACUUUCAGGGUCUCCGAUUCUCGGGCGUUAAUGCUACAGAUACCCGCGUUUACCUCCUGGGAAAUCCGGUCAUCUGGUGGCUCAAUCUUGCCUGUCUGGGUGUGUAUGCACUCCUGGUGGUCUGGGCAGCUGUCUCCCUCCAGCGUGGCCUAUGCCUGUCUGAGCCAGUGAAAGAGAGUUACACCCUGCUCCUGGAGAGUGGGGGGCCACUGCUGCUGGGGUGGCUGCUGCAUUAUUGUCCCUUCUACUUCAUGGGUCGAGUGCUGUACUACCACCAUUACUUCCCAGCCCUGCUCUUCUCCUGCAUGUUGACUGCACUGACGCUCUCUGUCCUGUUGAAGCUCUCCGCUCAUCUCUGGUGUCCAUCUGAGCCGCGCUCUGUAUAUACAGCAGGGAUGACUCUGCUGAUCCUCAUCCUCAUAUACAGCUUCUACCUCUUUCAGCCCCUGUCGUAUGGAAUGGAGGGGCCCCUGGCAGACAAGCAGGACAGUCCCAUGUCCGGGCUGCGAUGGAUGGACUCCUGGGAGUUCUAGGUCCCACCGUGCUUCUUUACAGACCUCUGUGCUUUGGGGGGGUCCCCGGCUCAGUCCUGGCGGUGGAGAUACUGCGCCUCGAUGUAGAAAUUGUGGAGCCUUUUUAGACUGUAAUGUGCGACCAGCCACAUCACGGAAACGGUGGACGCUGUAUGGACGCUAUAUGGUUACAUAUUAUAUUGCUGCUAAACUCAGACUUGUCACUGCCAGCAGGAGGCGUCUGUCCUCCAGAUUUGGGGUAAGGCGCCAUUCUAUUUACCUGCCCCACCCCAAACUCACACCACUGCCGGUUACUUGUUUCCCUUUCAUCUUAUUUUCUGUAUGACUUGGAGAGGGAUGCAAGUGAAUGAAUGAAUGAAUGACUUGUAUAGCGCAACGCAUGCGAACUGAAUCGCCUCUGGGCGCUUUU